AACUCUGCGAGUGUGUGCGCCACUUGUUGUGCAAAGAGGUGGCAAAAACGUAAAAUUGAAUGUAUUUUUGAAGCAAAUAGUGUUUUUAUUUUAGCCAAAAGUGUACAGAGAAGAGAGCCGAAAAAGAUGUCCGACCCGAAGGAGAUGCAAACGGACGAGCGGGAGGCGUUAAUCUCGAUCUACGAGGGCGACAGCGCCUUCAAGCAAGUGAACUCGGAAACGUAUCAGUACAAGUACGGCGAGGAAGGCAACAAAUCGUUCCUGUUGGAAAUAUGUUGGACGGAAAAGUAUCCCGAAGAGUUGCCCACCUUCAACCUGGAAACAUUCUACAACAGAAACCUGUCCCGAACAGCGAAGGACAGCAUCCUGACGAUACUGAGGGAAGAGGGUGAACAGUGGAUCGGCUGUGGGAUGACGUACACGCUUUUUGAGUGCCUCAAGGAUAAGCUGGACGAGCUGCUGACGGACGAAAACUGUAACGCAGGCGAAGGGCAGCAGGUGGUGAUCGGAACGGCGAACACACCGCUGGACGGUGAUGCCGCCAACAACAGCGACUCGGAGGAAGACGAAUCGGGUGAUGCACGCGGUGCCCGCCGGGAACAGAAGCGAGAACAGCUGACGAAGGCGCAGAAACGGAAACAGUGGGACCGUGUCGAUAGUAAAGGCAACCGGCAACGGGGCUGGAAUUGGGUGGACAUCGUGAAGCAUCUGUCGCAGACCGGCGGUAAACCGGAAUAGUCCCGGCUGACCGGGCGGCACGUGUGUGAUACUAGGACCGUCGUGCGUGUCCGUGUUGUGUUGAUUUGUCCAGAGCCAGAGGAACCAACAACGAGAUGAUAGCUGAAUAAACCGACCCCGGAAGCUGCUCGCGGAUCGAAGCCAGAGGCAGAGCGAUUUGGUUGGAAAAUGGAAAUUUUUAUAUUGUUUCAUGUCUUAAAACCUUUCUCCUGCAGCAUUCGCGUGCGAUAAUUGAACUAGUUUUUUUUUGCAUCGGAUUGAACUCGUGCUCGCUGCUGAUCUCUACUCUAGUGAACCCUCUCUAACCUCUAGCCACCGCUCAAACCUAUCUUUCGUGCUCUUUGUGGUGUGGCCAUCCUUCCUAGAGAGGCCUGCUGUUCACUCUUUACUGCUACGGCAAACACGUAAAUAGGAAAUGGUAUAAAACUGCUAGUGGAAAGUGUGUUUGCCAAGUGUGUUGUGCCUUAAAAUGGUUAUCACAGCAGUGAAGCAUGCCCGGGUUCAUGCACAGACGGUCGGUCGGUAUCGUUCGGUAUCUCCUUUCUGCUGCGUUGUUUCUGAUUAAAAAGAGCUAAGAAUCCUAACAAGCGGCACCUAUCGUUGAUGUUUCGUUGCGUGUGCAGAGAGACGGCAUUUUCAUCAGUAAAAGCGAGUUGUAUCAAAGGAAGCAAUGGAAUGUUUCCAGUUUUGAGCACCGUUGCGAUGGGAACUAAGACAAACUUGACUUUAAAACUUGCGUAAGCGUAUCUCAAAAGCAUGGCUACACUAGGUGCAACUAUAGAAUGUGCAAAAUCAGCUUUAAUAAAAGACGAACGAACGAACGAACAGUGACGAUCGUCGAGGUUCGUUUGCAUAGCAUCUAAAAAGGAAGGCCGAUCGCAGCCAGGAUCGGAUCUACUCGUGUAUCGAGAGAGCUAUUUGGAUAUUUAUAAAAAUAAAUCGAUCGAUACCGUGGA
Messenger RNA from Anopheles aquasalis, 1694 nucleotides. Its product is annotated as RWD domain-containing protein 4. Lineage: Eukaryota; Metazoa; Arthropoda; Insecta; Diptera; Culicidae. Gene Ontology annotation, molecular function: protein binding. The record is from RefSeq and is a predicted model, not a curated record.